This is a messenger RNA of Nerophis lumbriciformis (worm pipefish), 1323 nucleotides long. The record is from RefSeq and is a predicted model, not a curated record. NCBI's taxonomy places the organism in Eukaryota, Metazoa, Chordata, Actinopteri, Syngnathiformes, Syngnathidae.
AUGAGCGCGGAGGUGUUACUGUCUCAGCCGCAUUAUGAUAGCGGAGCGAUGGCUCAAGGGGCCCUGCAGGAGCAAGGGGCCCCUUUCGAGACGUCCUCGGGCUUAGCCUCCGCAGGCUUCCGCUCCGCUAAGUACACUCCAGCCGAGUGGUUCAGCGGCUACCGCAGCCUCCUCCAGCAGGCGGGCGCCGACCAUCAGGCGGCCCAGAACAUCCAGGAGGAGUCCAGGCAGAUGCGGAAUGACACGGAGGCCACCACCAUGCAGACCCAGACCGAUGGGACGCGCCUGCUGGGAGAGAGGCUGCAGGACAUCCAUCGCUGGAAGUCGGAGCUGCAGGAGCACAUUAAUCGGCUGCUGUCCGACACGACGGCCCUGCUGGCGCUCAAGUUGAGGCUGGAGAAGGCGCUGGACGCCACCGAGACUCCCUACGCGAUCGCCGUCGAUAACCUGACCUGCCGGAGCCGACGACUGGGCCCGGACCUUGUCCGGGACUGUGUGGAGGAGGAGCUGUACAAGGAAGUGGACUUGAUCAAGAAUGUCCAGGCCCUUCUGCAGAGAACCAUUGCCCAGGUGACAACUCAGAUUAAGUUAAAUCGAGAUGCUAAGCAGGCGUUAGAGUUUGACUGGUCAGAUAAGUAUGAGGCCUACGCCUUGGACCUCAAAUGCGGAAGAUUCACAAACAAGAGUACAGAUACGCAGCACCAUGGCAUUUCAGCUGCCAUGAUGGAGCAGAUGUCUAAUGUCCCUUCAUGGAUAAAGUUCACACAGGACAACCUUUACAGGGCCUUCCGGGAGGAAAAGGCCUCUAAAGAUCUCAGGCUAUUGGGGCAGCAGGUGCUACUCGAUACCACUAAGGACCUGAGAGUCCAGUGCUCCAAUGUGGACCAAGCUUUCCUCCAGCGUUGUGGUGAACAGAUGGAUGCCAAGAUCCAGCUAGAGAUGCAGUUCAAGCAGACCUUGGAGCAGAUUGGAGCUCAGGAGAGGAACAUAGUGGCUCUGCAGAAGGCCAUUGACGAUAAAGAUGCCCCACAGAGAGUGGUUGAGUCCAGGCUGUUCCAACGCUUUCGCAGACCCAACAUGGAGCUGUGCAGGGAUGAACCACAGAUUAGCUUGGAAGGGGAAGUGAGGGAGAUAGACGAGACCCUUGCGUCGCUGCACCAAGAGCUGAGGGACGCCCGCAACUCGCUAGCCAACCUGGAAAAUGAUCGCAUGGCACUCGAGAAGGACAUAAAGUGUAAAUCCUAUUCGCUGUUCAUCGAAAGGGAGAAAUGCAUGACUCAACGCAAAUUGUAUCCGACAAUAUCCAAACUUUCAGGGUACUGA